AAUGUUGUUAUGUGGAGGUCUUAAUGCCAAAUCCCCACAACAACCGUAGAAUUAAAAGAAGAAUGUAUUUUUCAUAUCGGGGGGUUAUUCCCCGCAUAAAAUGGCUGCUGGGCCCCUGCGGAUCACGUGAUGGUAACCCCAUCCUAUCAUACGGAGGGAACUGCAGUUUGCUGGAGAGAGGAAUCGUAAGAGAGAGUUCUGGCCUAAAAAGAAUUCUUCUCAACCUCCCUUGCAGCUAUGAAGGAGGAUAAGGAGAAUGCCAAGCCCAAGGAGAGAAAAGUGGACCAGGAAGCCGGGGAGGAAGGAGAGAAGUCGGAGAAGCUGAAGGAAAAGAAAGAAGUUCUGAGUAAGGUGAUCAUUCGUCGUUUGCCUCCCAGUCUAACCAAAGAGCAACUGGAGGAGCACCUUCAACCGUUACCGGACCAUGACUAUUUUGAGUUUUUUUCCAAUGACUCUAGUUUGUUUCCUCAUAUGUUCUCAAGGGCAUAUAUUAACUUCAAAAGUCCCGAAGACAUUGUGUUAUUUAGAGAUCGCUUUGAUGGAUAUGUGUUUCUUGAUCACAGAGGUCAAGAAUAUCCUGCUAUUGUGGAAUUUGCACCUUUUCAAAAAGUAGCGAAGAAGAAAAGCAAGAAACAGGACUCAAAAAUUGGAACCAUUGACGAAGAUCCAGAAUACAGAAAGUUUCUUGACUCUUACACUAUGGAUGAAGAGAAACUGACAUCAACCCCAGAGACUUUGCUAGAAGAAAUAGAGGCAAGAUAUAAGGAAAUGAUAGCCAAGAAGACUACACCUCUGCUAAGUUUCUUGAAAAACAGACAGAGACUUAGAGAUGAAAAACGUGAAGAGAGGAGAAAGCGAGAACUAGAACGAAAAAGACAGAGAGAAGAGGAGAGGAGAAAGUGGAAAGAGGAUGAACGAAGAAAUAAGAAAGAAGCAGAGAAGCAGAAAAAAUUUGAAAAACCUCCAGAAAAAGAGCUGGAACAGUCAAAGGAUGAGCCAAAAAUUAAGCUUCUUAAAAAGCCUGAAAAAGAAGAAGAGAGGUAUGCAGAUAAAAAGUUUAAGACAAGGAAAUUUGAAAAAGAGACUAUAAAAGAAGAGCGAUGCUCUACCGGAAAGAAAUUGGAUGGUGAAGUCAGAGAGGAGAAAACAAAAAAGGUUGAAGUGGAAUAUGUGAAGGACUACCGGGAUAAGGAUUAUAGAGAGAAAGACUAUAGGGAUAAGGAAUACAGAGACAAGGAUUAUAGGGAUAAGGAAUACAGAGAUAAAGACUAUCGUGAAAAGGACUACAGGGAUAAAGAAUAUGACCGAGAGAAGCGACAAAGAGAUAAGGAGAAAUCAAGAUAUCAUGAGGAUGAUCGCCGUAAGCCUAGGGAUCGUUACGAGAAAGACAGGUGUUUCAAGCGGAGGGAAGAGGAUUAUAGGAAGGAACGAGAUUUGGUAAGAGAGAGAGUAAGAAAGCAAGACGUGACGGAGAGUCCUCAGAACACAGAGAAAUCUGAGAGAAUAGCUCGUGAGGAGAAGAAAGAAGAUAGUGCCAAAAGAGAUCGAAUCAGAAACAAGGAUCGGCCUGCAAUGCAGUUAUACCAGCCUGGAGCCAGAAGCAGGAGCCGACUGACACCAUGUGAUGAAAGCCCGGCAAAGACAGGAGAGCAAAAUGCAGAGAAAAACGUUGGUGACAGUAAGGUGAAAGAAGGAGAGUAAAAAGCUAGAAAACUGUCCUGCCCAGUGCAAUUGCCAAAGAAAAUAAAUUCAGCAAUCCAAAGUGCCUUCAGAGAGAGAGAGAGAGUCUGAAUCAGGCGGGUGAAGUGUCCAAAGGUGUCCUUAUGGAUCAUGUGAGUGACCAGAAACCCACAGAGGUUGGCUCAGAAUCAAGGAUGGGUCUAUUUGUAGCGACUGGACUGUUCACAAACACACAGCCUUUUGUGCUUUAGUGGACAUGGUGGGGGAAACGACGUUGAAAUCUCAAGUUUACAAUCUUUCUUGUGGCCUUAUUGAAACACAAGGCCUCCGUUCCUGUGUUGCAGAGGUUCAUGAAUAUUUUGAGAUGUGGUGGUCGGCUCUGGUACAUGGGCUGAUUAGAUACAACUAGCCCAGGAUUUCGGUUCUGCAGUCUAUGUGCGACCUAAGAUUUUGCUUGUCCUUUAUUACAUUGGACGUUCUAAAGAGAAUAUAAUCUGCUCUUAUAUGCUGUAAUGACAGAAAAGCUCUGUAGUUUUGUUUUUCUUAAUUAUUUUCAUACAAAUCUUUAUUACUUACGGUAUGAAAAGUCUGCUUUGAAGCUAUCAAACUUUGGACAGCUUAUUUUAUCAAAAUGUCUGAAUCUUAAAUUUAACUUUUUUUUUCUAGGAAAAUAAAGGAGAAUUUAAAACUA
Xenopus laevis (African clawed frog) is the source of this 2371-nucleotide messenger RNA. It is a transcript of the gene upf3b.S, whose product is annotated as UPF3B, regulator of nonsense mediated mRNA decay S homeolog. Gene Ontology annotation, cellular component: protein-containing complex; nucleus; cytoplasm. The transcript is spliced from 10 exons. Gene Ontology annotation, molecular function: mRNA binding; nucleic acid binding. Gene Ontology annotation, biological process: nuclear-transcribed mRNA catabolic process, nonsense-mediated decay; positive regulation of translation. The record is from RefSeq and is a predicted model, not a curated record. Lineage: Eukaryota; Metazoa; Chordata; Amphibia; Anura; Pipidae. The coding region runs from base 238 to 1701 and encodes 487 amino acids.